Molecule: messenger RNA, 2898 nt
Organism: Nerophis ophidion (straightnose pipefish)
Lineage: Eukaryota; Metazoa; Chordata; Actinopteri; Syngnathiformes; Syngnathidae
Gene: lrrc8ab
Product: leucine rich repeat containing 8 VRAC subunit Ab
Exons: 4
Coding region: 292-2679 (795 amino acids)
Molecular function (GO): protein binding
Source: RefSeq, a predicted model, not a curated record
UAUUUUUAGGCAGGACACUGCCAACUAUUGGAUGGGCGGGUGCUGGGAUCGGGGAAAACAGCGGCUAUUGCUACUAGCCGCCAGCUACAAGAGGACGCUAAUAUUAGGCGACUAUACUCUUCCCGUGGUACUGGUUUUAAAGAAAAACAUUUUAACACGCUUCCGCACCCCAAGCCCAUGGCAACAAGAGGGGCGAUGGUCCAUGAACCUUCAUGGACGCACAGAAAGUGGCUAGUCCACCAGCAACAACACCAAGUACUGGAGCCCAGAUAACAGUGUAACCGAUAAACCAUGAUCCCCAUCACUGAACUGCGGUACUUUGUGGACACACAACCGGCCUACCGUAUCCUGAAGCCAUGGUGGGACGUGUUCACCGACUACAUCUCCAUCGUCAUGCUCAUGAUCUCUGUGUUUGGAGGGACCCUGCAGGUCACCCAAGACAAGAUGAUCUGCUUGCCUUGCAAAUGGGUGGUGGAUCAGACCUGCAAGAAAAACUUAAAUUCUACGUUCAGCCCAUCGUUUUCAUUGGAGCCCAAAGGAAUUCAGUAUGAUUUGGACCGCCACCAGUACAACUAUGUAGACGCUGUGUGCUACGAAACAAGGUUGCACUGGUUCGCCAAGUAUUUCCCUUAUCUAGUGUUACUCCACACCCUUAUUUUCCUAGCAUGUAGCAACUUCUGGUUCAAGUUCCCUCGGACGAGCUCCAAACUCGAACAUUUUGUGUCCAUCUUACUGAAGUGCUUUGACUCUCCGUGGACCACUAGGGCUUUGUCAGAGACGGUAGUCGAAGAAAGUGAUCCGAAACCAAUGAAAAUGAACGGCUCGAUGGAGCACAAAGAGUCCGUCAUCAGUGAAGAUGUGGAGGCGAGUGUUCCGAUGCUCCAAAGGACAAAGACACGCCUGGAGCAGGGCAUUGUGGACCGAACCGAAACUGGAGUUUUGGACAAGAAAGAAGGCGAGCAGGCUAAAGCGCUGUUUGAAAAGGUGAAAAAGUUCAGAAUACACGUGGAAGAAGGCGACAUCGUGUACCGACUGUACAUCCGUCAGACUAUUAUCAAGGUCAUCAAAUUCAUUUUGAUAAUAUGCUACACAGGGUAUUAUGUGAACGACAUCAAGUUCAGCGUCGACUGUAACGUUGAUAUCGAGAGUCUGACAGGUUACAGUGUUUAUCGCUGUGCUCAUCCGUUGGCUACCCUUUUUAAAAUCUUGGCCUGUUUCUACAUUAGCUUAGUGGUGGUCUAUGGGCUGAUCUGCAUGUACACUCUGUGCUGGAUGCUGCGACGCUCCCUCAAGAAGUAUUCCUUUGAGUCAAUACGGGAAGAGAGCAGCUACAGCGACAUACCCGAUGUCAAGAACGACUUUGCCUUCAUGUUGCACAUGAUAGAUCAGUAUGACCCUCUUUACUCCAAGCGCUUUGCCGUGUUCCUCUCGGAAGUAAGUGAAAAUAAACUGAGGCAGCUCAACCUCAACAAUGAGUGGACUCUAGACAAGCUCAGGCAGAGGAUAACCAAGAACUCCCAGGAGAAGCUGGAGCUGCACCUUUUCAUGCUCAGCGGCAUUCCCGACACAGUAUUUGACCUGAUGGAGCUGGAGGUUCUCAAACUGGAGCUGAUACCGGACGUGACCAUCCCGCCAAUCAUUGCUCAGCUCGUAAACCUGCGAGAGAUGUGGCUUUACCACACCCCGGCUAAGAUUGAGGCCCCGGCGUUGGCGUUCCUGCGCGAAAAUUUGAAGUCCCUGCACAUCAAAUUUACAGACAUCAAAGAAAUUCCUUUGUGGAUUUACAGUUUGAAGAAUCUAAGUGAGCUCCAUCUUACCGGGAAUCUGAGCGCUGAGAACAACCGCUACAUUGUCAUCGACGGGCUGCGGGAACUCAAGAGGCUCAAGGUUCUUCGUCUCAAGAGCAACCUCACCAAGCUGCCUCAGGUUGUGACCGACGUGGGCAUGCAUCUCCAGAAGCUGUCAAUCAACAACGAGGGCACCAAGCUCAUGGUGCUGAACAGCCUGAAGAAAAUGGUCAAUCUGACAGAGCUGGAGCUGAUCCGCUGCGAUCUGGAGCGCAUACCGCACUCCAUCUUCAGCUUGCACAACUUGCAGGAGAUCGACUUGAAGGACAACAACCUAAAGACCAUCGAGGAGAUCAUCAGUUUCCAGCACCUUCACAGGCUGGUCUGCCUUAAGCUCUGGUAUAAUCAAAUCGCCUACAUUCCCAUUCAGAUUGGCACACUGAUCAAUUUGGAGAAACUGUACCUGAACCGGAACAAAAUUGAGAAGAUCCCCGGACAGUUGUUUUACUGCCGCAAGCUCCGCUUCCUGGACCUGAGCCAUAACAACCUAACCAACAUCCCGGCUGACAUUGGAUCCCUGCAGAACCUUCAGUACCUUGCAGUGACAGCCAAUAGAAUCGAGAGCCUUCCAAAUGAGCUGUUCCAGUGCAAGAAACUGCGCACUUUGAACCUGGGGAACAACUGCCUGCAGUCUCUGCCGUCACGCUUUGGAGAGCUGACGGCCCUGACACAGCUGGAGCUGAGAGGCAACCGUCUAGAGUGUCUGCCCGUGGAGCUGGCCGAGUGCCGGCAGCUGAAGAGAACUGGUCUGGUGGUGGAGGAAGACCUCUUCAACACCCUGCCCACCGAGGUCAAAGAACAGCUGUGGAGAACGGACAAGGAGGCCAUUUAAGCACGGCUGUGAGUUAAUCAAUACUCACUGACUUGAGACAAGUCCAUGCCAACACUCAGACCGGAUGGUGUCAUGUGGAGCCAGGAAAAGGUCACCAGUUUUGUUUUCAUCGCCUCAUAGCUUUCCUGCUGUUGUUUUUUUAAUGUGUAAGUUUGUACACAAAGUCACUAAUGAGGCUUUUUAGCAAUAAUACUAUAAUAAUCCCAAAGGAACAUUUGA